UUCACACAACCUGGUUGCCAGCACAUUGCUUGCUGAGGGAAGACAAUCUUCAUUAAUUGAUUAACUUUGUGGGUAGGCAUUAUCAGAGCGAUCAUUCUGUGAAGUCAACAGGGCAAUUUCCCGAAUCCGAGGGGAAAAAAUGGGCAGAUGGCUAGCUAGACUUUGCUGGUGAAUCGCGGGUUGUCCCCAUUCUUCUUUUCAAAUUAAAUGUCAUAUUGACUCAAGACCCGUCCUAGAAACAUGUGGCGAACUGCAGUGCAUUGAUCCUGUACAAUGUAUGCUUCAAGCUGGAAGAAAACCCAAAACCAAAUCUCAUCUGGCUAAAAAAUAUCUUCUACCAAAACCCCUAGUACCUCCUAAACCUGUGCAUCUCCAGGCAGCCGGGCAGCAGAAAAUCCCCCCAGCACCAUCUCGACCUUUGCCAGCAGAUCCCAAGUUACUGAAAAGUCUUGCGGUCGAAGAAGAAAAACAUACAUCGGCAGACAUCAGUAAGCUCAUCAAAAAAUUUGAAAGUAUUAGGCAGCCUAUUGAUGUUCACAGAAACCAAUUAAGUUUAGCUUUUAAAAUGGAACCUGGAACGGACUUGUCCAAGCAGUGUUCCCCCACCACCUGUGAUGUAAUAUCUUCCAGUUCCUCUCCUACAAAUGAAAAUAAAGAGAUGGAUGACAGAGAGACUGGCAUGUUGUGUAGCACUGAAAUGUCUAACGCAGACAUUAUAAAAAUUAAGGAACUAAAUAUAGAGGAUACGACAAGCACUGAAGUCUCUGUCGAUAUGAGCAUCAGCAAAGCAUCUACAGAAGAUCUUGGUCCUAAGGACUCCACUGUGGAGCUGAAUGGUAAUGGCAAAAUUCCCAACAGGGAUAGUGGCAUUGACAGCCCCUCUUGUAGCGUGGCAGGAGAGACUUUUCUGAAUGAAGAUGGCGCAGAACAGAAAAAAACGACUGUGACUGGUAAUCCAACAGAAAUGGAAGCUGAUAAAAAGGGUGUCGUUUUUCCUGCUGGAGCACAAAAGAGAGAUUCUGCUCAGGAUGAAGACAGUGAUAUUGAUGAGGGGAGCAGCGAAGAGCAGGACACAGUGGAGAUGCCAAAGCUAGAAUAUGUGGACGUAAACAAGUGUUCUGAGCCACAGAAACUGUUUAACAUUGCAAAUGAACUUCUUCAUACUGAAGAGGCUUAUGUUAAAAGACUUCAUCUUCUAGAUCAGGUUUUUUGCACUAAAUUGUAUGAAGCAGGGAUUCCACCUGAAGUGGUAACAGGCAUCUUUUCGAAUAUUUCUUCCAUCUAUCGUUUCCAUGAACAGUUUCUCCUGCCUGAGCUCAAAACAAGGAUUACAGAUGAAUGGAAUACAAACCCACGACUAGGGGAUAUCCUUCAAAAACUUGCUCCAUUUCUGAAGAUGUAUGGAGAAUAUGUAAAGAAUUUUGACAGAGCAAUGGACAUGGUAAAUACAUGGAUGCAGAGAUCUUCUCCGUUUAAAGAAGUUGUUCAGAAUAUUCAGAAACAAGAAAUAUGCGGGAAUCUGACAUUACAGCAUCAUAUGCUAGAACCCGUACAAAGAAUUCCUCGCUAUGAACUUCUCCUGAAAGACUACCUUAAAAAACUUCCUGAAGAGUCACCAGAUAGGAAGGAUGCUGAAAAAUCCCUGGAACUCAUUUCAACAGCAGCAAACCAUUCAAAUGCAGCCAUCCGAAAGAUGGAAAAAAUGCAUAAGCUGUUAGAAGUAUACGAACGACUCGGAGGAGAAGAGGAUAUUGUUAAUCCAGCCAAUGAAUUGAUUAAAGAAGGGCACAUUCAGAAAUUAUCAGCAAAGAAUGGCACAGCUCAAGACAGAUAUCUAUUUCUGUUUAACAGCAUGGUGUUGUACUGUGUGCCCAAGCUGCGUUUGAUAGGCCAGAAAUUCAGUGUUCGAGAAAAGAUUGAUAUUGCCGGGUUACAGGUUCAAGAAAUUGUCAAACAAAAUGUGGCUCAUACAUUCUCAAUAACAGGAAAAAAGAGGUCAUUGGAACUGCAAGCAAGGACAGAAGAGGAAAAGAAAGAAUGGAUUCAGGUCUUUCAAGCAACAAUUGAAAAACAUAAACAGAAUAGUGAAACGUUUAGAGCUUUUAAUAAUUCUUUUUCUCAAGAAGAUGAACAUCUCCCAGAUUCAUCAAUAGCAAGCACCAGUUCAGUGGAAUCUAUGCCAGGGACAGAUGGCAGCAGCAGCACAUCUGGAGGGCCUGAGUGUUGCAGGAAAUCUUCCAAAUCGAAGAGAGACAAGGAGAAGCAAGCUUGCAAAAGCUGCAGUGAAAGCUUUAAUUCUAUUACCAAAAGACGUCACCAUUGCAAACAGUGUGGGGCAGUUAUCUGUGCAAAAUGCUCAGAGUUUAAGCCACUUGCUGAUAACAGCCGUCACAACCGGGUGUGUAAAGACUGCUUUCAGCUACUGUCAGCCACCCCAUACAACUUGGGCAACGAAGCUGCAGGGGAACAAAAGAAAAAGACUAUUACAGAGAAGCAAAGCAGUUUGGGAGCAGAGAACAGUCUCUUCAACAGCCAAUUCCUGUUCCAAGAAAAAGGGAAAGCGUGGAGUAAAGUGUGGCUCACCAUUCUCAAGUCUGAGCCACUUGUCUUAUACCUGGAAGGAAGAAAUCAGGAUGGACCAAUUUCACGGAGCAUACCCCUACCAGGAUAUGAAGUUGAUUUUCCACAUUCUGGUGAGAAGUGUGAAUCAAAAUAUGUUUUCAAACUCUGCCAUUCCCAACAGACUAUGUAUUUCAGUGCAGAGGAUGAAGAGCAGCAAAUGAAAUGGAUGGAUAUUCUCACCAAAGCAUCCAAAGGGCAGACUAAUGAUCCCAGCGAAAGAGCCAACAAUCCCUAGAGUAAAUAUCUUUUAAGGUCCAAGGUAUACUUGGGAUGGAGAGGAGAAAUAACUUGAACUUGUUAUUCUUGGCACUUUGAAAAUCCAUAUGGCUUUAUAUUUCUGUACGUC
Molecule: messenger RNA, 2968 nt
Organism: Euleptes europaea (tarantolino)
Lineage: Eukaryota; Metazoa; Chordata; Lepidosauria; Squamata; Sphaerodactylidae
Gene: FGD3
Product: FYVE, RhoGEF and PH domain containing 3
Exons: 19
Coding region: 278-2857 (859 amino acids)
Biological process (GO): filopodium assembly; cytoskeleton organization
Cellular component (GO): cytoplasm
Molecular function (GO): metal ion binding; guanyl-nucleotide exchange factor activity
Source: RefSeq, a predicted model, not a curated record